Molecule: messenger RNA, 4084 nt
Organism: Onthophagus taurus
Lineage: Eukaryota; Metazoa; Arthropoda; Insecta; Coleoptera; Scarabaeidae
Source: RefSeq, a predicted model, not a curated record
ACAAUCUUAACCUAUAACACCCAUAAAACGCCAAAAAACGCAUCAAUUUCGUGGUGGUGAAUCGUUUUGUGAAUAUUUUCUUGGCGUUUUAUCGAUUGAGGGGUUGUUUUAGUGCCAUCAUGUCGGAGGAGGAAAUAGAGAAGUUUGAGAUAACCGAUUUCGACAUAGAAAAUGAGUUCAACAUAAACCGUUCGCGACGGAAACAAACCAAACAACAACAAAUUUAUGGAAUUUGGGCUGAUGAUAGUGAUGAAGAAGAAGAUGCGAGACCUUCUUUUAAAUCUAAAGCUCAAAAAAGCUAUUCUGCACCUAUCGGAUUUGUUGCAGGUGGGGUUCAACAAUCUGGUAAGAAAAAAGAGGAAAUGAUUAAAAAAGAGGGUGAUGGUUCUGAUGAUGAUGAGGCGGGAACUUCUUAUGGUGUUAAAAAUAGUAGUAGUGAAUCAGAAGAAGAGGGAUUUUCGAAGAGAGGUUUUGGAUCUUCAAAAAAACAACCAACACAAGCGACUGUAACUGAAAUAACAGCCGAUAUCGCCGGAUUAAGAAGUAAAAAGGGUUUUGUUAAUAAUAAGAUGAAAAAUGAAGGAGUUGGAAAUUGGGAGAAACAUACAAAAGGAAUUGGGGCUAAAUUAUUACUUCAAAUGGGUUUUAAACCAGGGAAAGGUCUUGGGAAGGAUUUGCAAGGUAUUUCAACUCCUGUUGAAGCACAUUUAAGAAAAGGUAGAGGAGCUAUUGGUGCUUAUGGGCCUGAAAAGAAAACAACUUUAAUAAAAAAAGCUAAUCUUCAGAUUGAGGAUCAGGAGGAAGAGCAAGAAACUAAAUGGAAAAAGAAUGAUGGAGGAAAGAAGACUCGUUACUACUAUAAAAGCGUUGAUGAUGUCAUAGAAAAAGGUAAACGUCCUGGAGCUAAUAGAAAUUUGGGACCGGCAAGUGAGCUGUCUAAGGUAAAAGUAAUCGACAUGACGGGGCCUCAACAAAGAGUUCUCAGCGGAUAUCACGCAUUGAGUGGUUUAAAAGCACCUCCCGGAGUGGAAAGAUUCGAAGAUGUUGUUCACAAGAAAUGCACCAAUUUUACUCUUCCAGAAAUACAACAUAAUUUGGAUUUAUUAGUUGAUAUGUGCGAGCAGGAUAUUAUUAGAAUUGAUAGAAACACAAGAAACAAUCAAGAUAAACUCCAAUUUCUUAAACAAGAUGAAAUUAAUGUGAAGAACACUUUGAUUAAAGAAGAAGAAACUGCUGAAACUUUAAGUGAAGUUUUAGAAAUAGUCAACAAACUUAUGGAUACAUCUUUAGGGUUAUCACUUGGUCAAGUUGCUGGUAUUUUUAAACAAUUACAGAACGCCAAAAAACGCAUCAAUUUCGUGGUGGUGAAUCGUUUUGUGAAUAUUUUCUUGGCGUUUUAUCGAUUGAGGGGUUGUUUUAGUGCCAUCAUGUCGGAGGAGGAAAUAGAGAAGUUUGAGAUAACCGAUUUCGACAUAGAAAAUGAGUUCAACAUAAACCGUUCGCGACGGAAACAAACCAAACAACAACAAAUUUAUGGAAUUUGGGCUGAUGAUAGUGAUGAAGAAGAAGAUGCGAGACCUUCUUUUAAAUCUAAAGCUCAAAAAAGCUAUUCUGCACCUAUCGGAUUUGUUGCAGGUGGGGUUCAACAAUCUGGUAAGAAAAAAGAGGAAAUGAUUAAAAAAGAGGGUGAUGGUUCUGAUGAUGAUGAGGCGGGAACUUCUUAUGGUGUUAAAAAUAGUAGUAGUGAAUCAGAAGAAGAGGGAUUUUCGAAGAGAGGUUUUGGAUCUUCAAAAAAACAACCAACACAAGCGACUGUAACUGAAAUAACAGCCGAUAUCGCCGGAUUAAGAAGUAAAAAGGGUUUUGUUAAUAAUAAGAUGAAAAAUGAAGGAGUUGGAAAUUGGGAGAAACAUACAAAAGGAAUUGGGGCUAAAUUAUUACUUCAAAUGGGUUUUAAACCAGGGAAAGGUCUUGGGAAGGAUUUGCAAGGUAUUUCAACUCCUGUUGAAGCACAUUUAAGAAAAGGUAGAGGAGCUAUUGGUGCUUAUGGGCCUGAAAAGAAAACAACUUUAAUAAAAAAAGCUAAUCUUCAGAUUGAGGAUCAGGAGGAAGAGCAAGAAACUAAAUGGAAAAAGAAUGAUGGAGGAAAGAAGACUCGUUACUACUAUAAAAGCGUUGAUGAUGUCAUAGAAAAAGGUAAACGUCCUGGAGCUAAUAGAAAUUUGGGACCGGCAAGUGAGCUGUCUAAGGUAAAAGUAAUCGACAUGACGGGGCCUCAACAAAGAGUUCUCAGCGGAUAUCACGCAUUGAGUGGUUUAAAAGCACCUCCCGGAGUGGAAAGAUUCGAAGAUGUUGUUCACAAGAAAUGCACCAAUUUUACUCUUCCAGAAAUACAACAUAAUUUGGAUUUAUUAGUUGAUAUGUGCGAGCAGGAUAUUAUUAGAAUUGAUAGAAACACAAGAAACAAUCAAGAUAAACUCCAAUUUCUUAAACAAGAUGAAAUUAAUGUGAAGAACACUUUGAUUAAAGAAGAAGAAACUGCUGAAACUUUAAGUGAAGUUUUAGAAAUAGUCAACAAACUUAUGGAUACAUCUUUAGGGUUAUCACUUGGUCAAGUUGCUGGUAUUUUUAAACAAUUACAGGAACGACAUAUUGAUGAAUAUUGUCAAUAUGGAUUAGGUGAAUUAGCUCCAGGUUUAGUAGGUCCAUUAUUAACAUCAGCUUUGGCAAGUUGGCAACCUUUAAGUUCACCAAGACAAUACACGGACCUGUUUAGGCAAUGGAAGGAGAUAUUGGAAAAGCCGCUUCAACGUGGGACCCUUGAAGGUAAUUGUAUGGGAAUUCAGCCAUUUGAUAGUCUCUUAUGGCACACGUGGGUUCCUGUUGUCAGAUCAUGCAUUAGUGUUUGGAGGGCUAGAGAUUGCGACCCAUUAAUUUAUUUAUUGGAAGCGUGGAAACCAUUACUUCCAGUCUGGUUGAUGGAUAACGUUUUGGAUCAAUAUGUUAUGCCGAAAUUAAUAGCUGAAGUUCAAAGUUGGGAUCCGUUAACUGAUACUGUUCCAAUUCAUACUUGGGUACAUCCUUGGAUACCUUUAUUAGAUGUUAAAUUACAAGAUAAAAUUUAUCCAAUAAUCCAAGAAAAAUUAGGAGUUUGUUUAGCAAAUUGGCACCCUUCUGAUAGAUCUGCUAAACCAAUGUUAAAACCAUGGCAAAGAGUACUUCCAGAAGGAUCUUUCGUCGCCUUUUUAUUAAAACAUAUAGUUCCAAAAUUACAACUAUGUAUGCAACAAUUUAUUAUUUAUCCCCAUCAACAACCAUUAGAACCAUGGCAUUGGGUUAUGGAUUGGAGCGAUAUGCUUUCAGUAGGGAACAUGACUUUAAUUUUAGAUAAAUUUUUCUUUCCACGUUGGCUUCAAACUCUAGCAAUGUGGUUAAAUCAAAACCCAGAUUAUGCUCAAGUAACCGAUUGGUAUUCAGGGUGGAAAAGAAUGAUGUCCGAUCAAUUAUUAAAACAACCAACCAUAAAAGAUAAUUUUCAUAAAGCUUUAGAAAUAAUGAAUAGAGCCGCUUCGUCGGGGCACCAACCUGGGGCUAAAGAAUCCGUGUCUUAUUUAGCAAAUAUAGAAACAAAUAUACCUUUAGCACCUCCCCCACCGAAAAUAUCGUCGUUUGCAGAAACCGUUAGGACAGCUAGCCAAAUUCCUCAAGGUUUUAAAGAUUUAGUGGCGAAAAGAUGCGAAGAAAAAGGGAUUUUGUUUGUUCCUAUUCCUAAUAAAUAUCACGAAGCUAAACAAGUUUAUCGAUUAGGAUCUAAUGGAGUACAAUGUUAUAUUGAUAGAAACGUUGUUUUUUAUACUCAAAAUAAUUCCACUUGGUUACCAACUUCAUUAAAUCGAUUGUUAGAUAUGGCGUGAAGAAUAAAUAAGUUAAUUGCUCAGUUUUAAUCCGGAUUAAAAUAUAUUUAAAAAUAAGUGAAUUACAUUUAAUUAUUGUAUAGUUAGUUUAUUUACUAUGUUUAUAAGCGAUAAAUUAAUGACGUUUUACUUAACUACUAAUAAAUAUAAAUAGACUUGUAACAUUUCGA